Messenger RNA from Dermochelys coriacea (leatherback sea turtle), 1041 nucleotides. RefSeq names its product zonadhesin-like. Bases 1 to 816 code for a protein of 271 amino acids. The record is from RefSeq and is a predicted model, not a curated record. NCBI's taxonomy places the organism in Eukaryota, Metazoa, Chordata, Testudines, Dermochelyidae. The transcript has a single exon.
AUGAUUCCAAAUACUAGGAGAAUCUUUGUUAGCUGUACCCCCAAAAUUUUUCUCCUUUAUGUACAUACUCUAGCACUGGGCUGGGUCUUAGUGGUCUGGCCACUCUCUGCUCUUAUCUUUCCUCCAUUUUUAUUCCUGCUUAGGAAGAUUCCCUGCCGUGUUUCUCCCGUAUUUCUAAACACUUCUUUCUUUCAUUCAGAGUUAACCUGCCCCCCGAACAGCCACUAUGAGCUCUGUGGACCUUCCUGCCCAGCCUCUUGUGCCCACCCAGCUGUGCCCUCCCACUGCCGGACUGCGUGUGAAGAAGGGUGCCAGUGUGACCCUGGCUUUGUGCUGAGUGGCACUGACUGUGUGCCUCCAGAGCAGUGCGGCUGCACCCACAAUGGCAGAUACCACCUGGCAGGGGAAAGCUUCUGGGAAGGAGAAAAUUGCCAGAGAUUGUGCAGAUGUGACGGCUCCUCCCGCACUGUCCAGUGCUCCCACUCUGCCUGUGCCCCUGGGGAAUUCUGUGGCACUCGAAAGGGGGUUUAUGGGUGCCACGAGCGAACCAACGGCAUCUGCUGGGCUUCUGGUCUGCCCCAUUACACUACGUUUGAUGGGAAGCGAUACAAUUUCCAGGGCACCUGCAAAUAUGUCUUUGCUGAACUGUGUGGGGCAUCAAAGUCCUUACCCUUCUUCAGAGUGGAAGUGAAGAACGGAAACCUGCCCCAUGUUCCUGUGGCUGUGACCUCGGAGGUGUUUGUCCUUGUGAAUGGUACUGAGAUCCAUCUGCAGAGAGGGCAGCACGGGACAGUCAAGGUAAUUCCAUGGGACUAAUGCUCUCUGGGAAACCACAGUAUCACCAUCUGUGGAGAUUUAAGCAGCACCAUCACUCACAACUUCCUGAAACGGUCACAAUUCAUGCCAUGUCUACACUAGCGAGCUUACAGUGACACAGCUGUACCAAUGCAGCCACUCUGUGCUGAGAGGAGAGGGCUCGCCCAUUGAAAUCAUGAAACUACCCCCAACCAGCAGCAGGAGCUAUGUUGGCAUGAGAAGUUC